Tarenaya hassleriana is the source of this 595-nucleotide messenger RNA. Its product is annotated as 10 kDa chaperonin, mitochondrial. Gene Ontology annotation, molecular function: protein folding chaperone; ATP binding; protein-folding chaperone binding. Gene Ontology annotation, cellular component: mitochondrial matrix. The record is from RefSeq and is a predicted model, not a curated record. Bases 100 to 396 code for a protein of 98 amino acids. The transcript has 3 exons. NCBI's taxonomy places the organism in Eukaryota, Viridiplantae, Streptophyta, Magnoliopsida, Brassicales, Cleomaceae.
GUCCGAUCCGUAGAACCCUUCCGCAUUCGAGCUUCAAAUCCCAAAAACCCGUAGUAUCCUUUGAGCGUUUCUCCGGAGAAAAGUUCAGAUCGUUCGGAGAUGAUGAAGCGUCUGAUUCCGACGUUCAACCGCGUCCUGGUGCAGAAAAUCGCCCAGCCGGCGAAAACCGACGCCGGCAUUCUCCUCCCGGAGAAAUCAGCCAAACUGAACUCUGGUAAGGUCAUAGCUGUGGGACCGGGCUCAAGGGACAGGGACGGCAAAUUGAUUCCGGUUUCGGUUAAGGAAGGCGACACUGUUCUUCUUCCUGAGUACGGUGGUACUCAAGUCAAGCUCGGCGAAAACGAGUUUCAUCUCUUCAGGGACGAAGACAUCAUGGGCACACUGCACGACGAGUGAUGGAGAAAAAAGCUUUAAGUUGCCAAACCGAGUUUGAGGUUUAUUAGUGUGUGCAUUACGUGGGAUAAAUCAUUGGCAGUCGACUAACUUUGGACAAUGUCCAUAGACGUUUGUCAUCAUCAUUGCCCAGUUGAAACUUGAAAUCUGCCUCUCAGGAGCUAUCUUAGUCCGCAUCCACUUUAUUCAUCUCCUUUAUUUU